This is a messenger RNA of Dioscorea cayenensis subsp. rotundata (Guinea yam), 3573 nucleotides long. Its product is annotated as DNA-directed RNA polymerase 3B, chloroplastic. The transcript has 19 exons. Gene Ontology annotation, biological process: mitochondrial transcription. Gene Ontology annotation, molecular function: DNA-directed RNA polymerase activity; DNA binding. Gene Ontology annotation, cellular component: mitochondrial DNA-directed RNA polymerase complex. NCBI's taxonomy places the organism in Eukaryota, Viridiplantae, Streptophyta, Magnoliopsida, Dioscoreales, Dioscoreaceae. The record is from RefSeq and is a predicted model, not a curated record. Bases 302 to 3154 code for a protein of 950 amino acids.
CAUCAGUAGAGAUAACAUCAAGGAAGGGUUUUGCAGUGGUUUUGACUCUUCUCUAUCCUUUCUUCUCCCAAAACCCUAAUCAAAAUCCCUCCUUUUUUGAUUCCAAUCAAUCCCCAAUUGAUACCAACUGGCGUCCUUAGCACCUUCGUUCCUUCUAAUCCCUCCAUUCCAUGCCCAUGGUCAAUGGAGGAGGAUUCAAGCAAGAAGGAGUCCUUCUCCCAAGGUUUCUCUUUUGAAUUUUGGCUCUUCAGUCGCUGGUUCACUGGCAGUGAAGAACAAGCGCAAAGGUCUCAUCUUUUUGAUGAAUCCAAGCUCUUCAAAAGGAGUUGGGGAAUGGAUGGUCUUUAGCUCUCUUCAUUCUUCUUCGUUUCCUCUUGGUUCGGAGCCUUCGGAGCCAGAGAGCUCUUUUCCAGUGGUCUUUUCACAAUUGGGUCCAAUGCAAUCUCCUUUGUUGUUAGAUCCAGUUGCGGAUUAUUCUAUGGAAGAGAUGGAUUUUCAGUUUUGGAGAAAGGGAUUGUCACUUGAAAGAGUUUUCCAAGAAGACCCACCUUGGAUUUUAUCCAAUUAUGCUGAACAGAUUGAUCUUUCGUUGAGUUUUGAGAAGUUUGAUGCCAAGAGGAUGGAUAGGUCAAAGUAUAAUAAACUCCGGAGGAGGCAGGUGAAGGUGGAGACCGAAGCAUGGCAAAAGGCAGCCGAGGAGUACAAAGAAUUGGAAAGAGAGAUGCUUGAUAAGAAGCUUGCCCCUAGUUUGCCUUAUGUGAAGUCCUUGUUUUUGGGGUGGUUUGAGCCUUUGAGAGAUGCUAUUGAGAAGGAGCAGAAGUUGCAGAAGGUUAAGAAGCAGAAGGCUGCUUAUGCGGCUCAUAUUGGUUUGUUAUCAGCUGACAAGCUCGCGGUCAUUGUGAUGCAUAAAAUGAUGGGGCUGUUGAUGACUGGACAGGAAGAGGGGUGUGUUAGGGUUAUUCAAGCAGCUUUCCAUAUUGGUGAGGCCAUAGAGCACGAGGUGAAGAUUCAUGAUUUUCUUCAAAUGACAAAACGAUCUGGAAGGAGAAAAAAGCAACCUGAUAAAAGUGUUGUUUUCAACAAAGAGCAAGAAGUCCUUAGGAAACGGGUUGUGGAUAUGGUAAAAAUGAAAAAAUUUGGUGAAGUGCAAAAACUUGUGAAAGAUGAGGUUACUGUUGAGCCUUGGGGCCGGGAUGCCCAAGUUAAGUUGGGAAGUCGGCUGAUAGAAUUAUUAACUGAAUCAGCUUAUGUACAAUCUCCACCAAGCCAAUUAGCAGAUAGUUUGCCAGAAAUUAGACCUGCAUUUAGACAUGUCUUGAAAACCAUCACCAGGGAAGAUGGUGGAAAAUUAAGGAGGAGAUAUGGAGUGAUAGAAUGUGAUCCCUUGGUCCACAAGGGGCUUGAUAGCACGGCUACACACAUGGUGAUUCCUUACAUGCCAAUGUUGAUACCUCCCAAACGGUGGAAGGGGUAUGACAAAGGUGGGCAUUUGUUCUUACCAUCAUAUGUCAUGCGUACACAUGGAUCAAGGGAACAACAAGAUGCAAUUAAAAGCACCCCUCGAAAACAGUUGCAGAAGGUUUUUCAGGCACUAGACACGCUUGGAAGUACAAAAUGGAGGGUAAACAAAAGAAUACUUGAUGUGGUAGAGAGCCUGUGGAGUACAGGUGGUGGAAUUGCUGGUCUUAUUGACCGGGAGGAUGUGCCUUUGCCAGAAAGACCUAAUUUAGAUGAUCUAGCUGAGCUCCGGAAAUGGAGAUGGAACACUAGAAAAGUUAAGAAGACCAACUCUGAGAUGCAUGCUCAGAGAUGUGAUAUAGAACUUAAACUCUCUGUGGCACGCAAAAUGCGGGAUGAGGAAAACUUGUAUUAUCCCCAUAAUCUGGAUUUUCGUGGCCGGGCGUAUCCUAUGCAUUCCCACCUGAACCAUUUAAGUUCAGAUCUAUGCCGAGGAAUCUUGGAGUUUGCGGAAGGAAGACCACUUGGGAAGUCUGGGUUACGUUGGCUAAAGAUACAUUUGGCAAACCUCUAUGCUGGAGGUGUUGAAAAAUUAUCACAUGAUGGAAGGUUGGCAUUUGUCGAGAAUAGUUUGCCUGAUAUAUUUGAUUCAGCGACCAAUCCUGUUGAUGGAAACCGAUGGUGGCUAAAUGCUGAAGAUCCUUUCCAAUGCUUAGCUGCAUGUAUAAAUCUUUCAGAUGCCUUGAAAAGCUCAUCUCCCCAAAGCGUCGUUUCCCAUUUGCCUAUUCAUCAGGAUGGUUCUUGCAAUGGUUUGCAACACUAUGCAGCUCUGGGAAGAAAUUCUCUAGAGGCAGCUGCAGUCAAUCUAGUUGCAGGGGAUAAACCUGCUGAUGUAUAUUCAGGAAUAUCUGCCAGAGUUCUGGAGGCUGUGAGAAGGGACGCCCAGAAGGAUCCAGCUGCUGGUCCAACCGCCGCACUUGCCAAGCUCCUAGUUGAUCAGGUGGAUAGGAAGUUAGUGAAGCAGACUGUAAUGACAUCCGUGUAUGGUGUUACAUAUGUUGGUGCUCGUGAGCAAAUCAAAAGGAGAUUGGCAGAGAAGGGACAGAUUGAGGAUGACGUGUUACUGUUUAGUGCAUCCUGCUAUGCUGCUAAAGUGACAUUGAAUGCUCUUGGUGAGAUGUUUGAAGCUGCGCGUAGUAUUAUGAAAUGGCUUGCUGAUUGUGCGAAGGUGAUUGCUUCGGAGAAUCAACCUGUUAGAUGGACGACUCCUCUUGGUCUACCCGUUGUUCAGCCUUAUCGAAAUAGCGAAAGACAUCAAGUACGAACUUCGCUUCAAGUUUUGGCAUUACAGCGGGAGGGUGACAUGGUUUCAGUUAAACGGCAGAAGACCGCUUUCCCACCAAAUUUUGUACACUCUCUUGAUGGUUCUCAUAUGAUGAUGACUGCCAUCGCUUGCAGAAAAGCCGGCUUACAUUUUGCAGGGGUUCAUGAUUCUUUUUGGACACAUGCUUGUGAUGUGGACACCAUGAAUCAAAUUCUAAGGAAGCAGUUUGUGGAGCUCUAUGAAAUUCCUAUACUUGAGAAUUUGCUCGAGAGUUUUCAAACAUCCUUUCCGACAUUAACAUUCCCACCUCUGCCAGAGAGAGGUGAAUUCGACAUGAGAAAUGUCCUCGACUCACCUUACUUCUUCAACUAAUUUCUUCAGCAAACAAUUCUCCGCUCAUGUAAUCAGCAAGCGAACGACCUCAAAUCAUUUUUUGAAGCAGGUCAUUUGUUCGCAUACCAUGUAACGGCGAAAGAUACAAGAGGACAUGUACAGUAAGCUGAAAACAUCACAAGCAAUACAAUGCACACUCUCCGGUCGAUGAAUAAAUCGUAUUAUGCUCGAGAAUUUUCUAAAGCUCUGAAGUAGAAACCGGGAAGCUGAAUCCUUGUAUAAUACAUCGAUCGAUCUGUUGGUCGGAAAGUUUUACAUAGAGCUCUGUUUCUGCUUUGACUCUUUUUCUCAUUUUAUUUUAUUUUAUUUUAUUUCAGAAGUUGAACUGAGAUUAGAAUAUGACUGCAAACUUUUUGUGGUUUAUGUUCAGUGAAUGAAAGUUGUGUUUCUUUCCUCAA